UUGUUUGAUAGACCAUCUAUUAUACCCUUUAUACCAGUUGUUGCUGUUUUGUUACUUUUGUUAUUGUUCACCAUCGAUGGCUGUCAUGAUAAGUCGAGUGUUGAAGGAAGCUACCGGAAAUGUCUUUCGCAAAAAUGAUCGCCUAUCGAUCCUCAAUGCCGCUGGGAUCGGUCGGUUGUGAAGGCGUUUCAACCACUCAACGGCUGCUGGAUGAGCAGUCCCUAUUCCCAACAAUCGCUGGUGAUCGAGACAUCUCAAAGAUAAACUUCCAGCAAAUCAAAACCGUACAAGGAUUCUGGGUUCAACUGGUCGCUUCACUUUCGCUUACUCUCACUGGUUUGUUCUUCUCGUUUUAUGGUUGUUUUUCCGGUCGAUACUGUUCCGGUUAUUAUACGAUGUUGCAGUUACGGGCAGCCCUUUGGAUCAUCACUUACAUCGUUCACCAGUUCAUCAAAAGUAGACACAAUCGGUUGAAGCUUCUCGGUUAUCAUGAAUUCUUACACAGUACAUAUCGCUACAAGCGAGCGCCCUUGCAAUUGGUUUCACUUUUCAACAUGUUAACUCUAACCGCUCACAGCGCUGCACUGGAGAUCUUCGGACCCGAAAUAUUUCUCGAUUGUAACGCCAAGGGCUUGUCAACGACAUUGGCCAUCACCGUCCUCAGCGCACUGGAAUUUUUACUAUUGCUACUAGUCCAUGUUACGUAUAUCGUGAAAGUAUGCGUAUUCAACGCAUUGCAGCAGCCUCCGGAUGCUCUCGUCGCGCAAACCGACAACGGUCCUGCUGGUGGGAGGUGUCCAACGAUCAUCAAUAACCAGGAACAACCGCUAGGGCCGGAGGAGUUCAUUACCCAACAAUUUCUGAUGAUUGCCAAACGGAUGGAUGACAAUCGGCACCUGCAGGAUAAGAUCCGCGAAUAUCGCUCGACGGCCCCGAUGAUCAACAGCGAAUCGACGCACCUCUCGAUGGCCAAUCAAUCGUUGAUUGAACUUUGAUUAAGU
This is a messenger RNA of Uranotaenia lowii, 1001 nucleotides long. RefSeq lists its product as uncharacterized. The transcript is spliced from 4 exons. Gene Ontology annotation, cellular component: late endosome; lysosomal membrane. NCBI's taxonomy places the organism in Eukaryota, Metazoa, Arthropoda, Insecta, Diptera, Culicidae. The record is from RefSeq and is a predicted model, not a curated record. Bases 120 to 995 code for a protein of 291 amino acids.